CGUUGACGUUUGGAUCCGUUACACCGGCUGUCCGUUUGGAUGCUUUAGCAGCUUGAGUCCAUUAGCAGUCGUAAUAAUGGACAAAAGGUUGGACACAGAUAAUUUGGAAGUGCGUCUUCAGGCGCUGGAGAGUCAAAUUUAUGGCGAUAGAAGGAACAAAACUGGAAAACCAGUCAAGUGUGCUGAGUCAUUGGCCAGGAUUCAAGCAGGUCUGACCAACACUGCCAACAAAAGAGAAAGAGUGAAGAUCCUACACAAGAAGAUUGAGGAUCUCAUGAAGUACCUGGACCCCCAGUUCACAGACCACAUCACUGUACCUGAUGCUGUCAAGCUGGAGUUCAUCCUCGCUGAGGAAGAUUUCUUGCUUUCCCAGGCUGCUUUGCUCGAGCAGGUUAGCAACUUACAGCCAAUGCUGGACAGCACCUACAUCAGAGAUGUCCCAGAACAUGCCACCAAGCUGCAGCGUCUGUCACAGAUUCACAUCAAAGAGCAGGAUCAAACCGAUGCUCAGUCCCUGGAGGUGAAGAAACUUUUUGAAGAAUACAACAAAAUGAUGUUCCUGCUGUCCAAGCAGUUCACCCAAUGGGACGAGACGCUGAGGAAGCUGGAGGAGGCCAAGGGCAUCCGGCCCGUGGAGUAGCUGCUCUUAACGCAGACAUGUAGACACUUCUAAUGAGGAUGGUGAUGAGGAAGAACACUCCAUCGUGGUGGGAGAUCACGUCAGACCAGAGUUGAUAUGUAGCUGUUAUUUUAAGGUAACUCAGAGCAAAAUAUGAGACAAAAAAAAAGGACAGUUUGGUUGUAACUGCUUUUAAAAUCGUCCAACAAAAUUAAUGAGUCUGGUCAGAUAAGAUUAAAGGGAUAUUUCGGUAUUUUUUUAAAUUGGGUUGCCCAGUGCAGCCAACAUCUCUGGAGGCUAAUAAACUAUUUACUAGUACUUAAUACAUCCCUAUUUCUAAAGUGUAGAAAUGUCCCAUCAAUAAAUUGAUCCAACACACACAUAUCAAACUUGGUCUUACUAUAGAACUGAAGGAACUCUGUCUCAUGUGACUCUUCAUCACUGGCCUGGAGGAACUCAUCACGAGAAUUGGGUGGCUCAUGCAGCUCUAAGAUGCUGCUGUUAUUUAUUUAGAGACAAUAGAGCUUUUUAUGCUUUGAUAUUGACUUGUAAAACAUUCCUACACCGCCUCUUUACUGCAUAGCCAGUCACAAGACUUCUUUCUGUCCCCCACACUAACACGCUUCUUCUUCAAGGCUUUAGAUCCUCCCUAAGAACUCCAUGGUCUGUUAGAGCCAAGAUUUUAUUCCAUUAUUCUGGAUUUAAGAGUUUUUAUUUAUCUAAUGUUUCACUCAGCACAACAAUAAAUAUUUCUGUUUUCUUUGACUGUA
Molecule: messenger RNA, 1389 nt
Organism: Cheilinus undulatus (humphead wrasse)
Lineage: Eukaryota; Metazoa; Chordata; Actinopteri; Labriformes; Labridae
Gene: dctn3
Product: dynactin 3 (p22)
Exons: 7
Coding region: 77-640 (187 amino acids)
Biological process (GO): cytoskeleton-dependent cytokinesis
Cellular component (GO): dynactin complex
Source: RefSeq, a predicted model, not a curated record